This is a messenger RNA of Myodes glareolus (Bank vole), 2046 nucleotides long. Lineage: Eukaryota; Metazoa; Chordata; Mammalia; Rodentia; Cricetidae. The record is from RefSeq and is a predicted model, not a curated record.
CACGGAGCCCCUCCCCAACAGAAUCGCGGAUUCAAUUUAAAAGCCUGUUAUUGCCGGAAGCACUUCCUGCUCCGCAGAUAGUGAUAAUGUUGUUUAUAUGUUAUGCCUGACUGCACUGACAAUUACGAUCGUCUUGGGUCCCCAGGGAGUUUAUCAUGCACCUGUGUGUGUCCUGCACACAGCUUGCAGGUGGUUCUACACAGUCAGGGCCGUUUCCGGCAGCGGGUGUCAACCCUGGCCAGACUAACUGGUAACUACAACUGCAGACAGCUGCGACUCUCCGGGCACCAGUUCUGACCGCGCUCACCGUAAGACGGAUUCUUUUGCCACCUCCGGGCCUUGCGACUGCCACAAAGCUUGCCUACCACCCGGGAUCUCCUUAACUAAAGAACUCCAUUCCCUUCAGCACCGCCUGCCCAAGGAACUACACUUCCCAGCAGAAGCCAGGGCCGCUACGUCCUCUCCCAGCGUGCUCUAAGGUUCGGCAAGCCGCUGCAAUUAACCCCUUAGUGGCAGCAGCCUACGAUUGAACCACAACCAGCACAGCUUCAGUUUCCUGGUACCCUGGCUUUGGAUAGGAAACAGAGACUACAACUAGGGGCUGCCAUUCCGCCUUCAGAAUGCCGGAGGGUCCGGAGCUGCACCUUGCCAGCUGCUUUGUAAAUGAGACAUGUAAGGGGCUGGUAUUUGGCGGCUGUGUGGAGAAGUCCUCUGUCAGCCGCAACCCCGAGGUACCUUUUGAGAGCAGUGCCUACCACAUCUCAGCCGUAGCCCGAGGCAAGGAGCUGCGCCUGACUUUGAGCCCCCUGCCUGGUGCCCAGCCCCCUCAGAAGCCGCUGUCCCUUGUCUUCCGCUUUGGUAUGUCUGGAUCCUUCCAGCUGGCACCUGCAGAUGCACUGCCACCCCAUGCCCAUCUACGCUUUUACACGGCCCCACCUGCCCCCCGGCUUGCCCUCUGUUUCGUGGACAUCCGCCGUUUUGGCCACUGGGAUCCUGAGGGUGAAUGGCAGCCAGGCCGUGGACCCUGUGUCUUGCUGGAGUAUGAACGGUUCAGGGACAACGUACUUCGGAACCUCUCAGACAAAGCCUUUGACCGGCCCAUCUGUGAGGCCCUGUUGGACCAGAGAUUCUUCAAUGGCAUUGGCAACUAUCUGAGGGCAGAGAUCUUGUACCGGCUGAAGAUCCCCCCUUUUGAGAAGGCCCGUACAGUUCUAGAGGCCCUGCAGCAGUCCCGGCCGAGCCCAGAGCUGACCCUGAGCCAGAAGAUCAAGGCCAAACUGCAGAACCCAGACCUGCUGGAACUGUGUCACUUGGUGCCCAAGGAAGUGGUUCAGCUGGGGGGCAAAGGCUAUGGGCCAGAGCGUGGAGAGGAGGAUUUUGCUGCCUUUCGAGCCUGGCUGCAGUGCUAUGGCAUGCCAGGCAUGAGUUCCCUACGAGACCGGCACGGCCGUACCAUCUGGUUCCAGGGUGAUCCUGGACCCUUGGUACCCAAAGGGGGCAGAUCCCGGAAAAAGAAGUCAAAGGAGACACAGCCGGGGGCCGAGGUCAGAAAAGAGGACCUUCCGCUUUCGAGCAAGACCAUUUCCAGGACUCGGAGGGACAGGAAACAUGCCUCUAAGAGUAAAGCUCAACAGUCUGAAGGGACCAGCCUCCAACAAAACCAGGAAACCCCUACAGCCCUCAAGAAAGGAAAGAGAAGGGGGCGACUGGCAGCCACAGGUCGCCGCAGACCCCCGAAGAGUAAGACCGAUACCCCAUCCCGGGAGGCUAGGAGAACUUCAGCCUCAUAGAGGGAGGUCGCCUUGCUUGGCACUCCUUCCCUGCUGCCUUGCUGUGGGUCUGGGGGUAUGUCUGAUCCCCUGGGAGCAGUAUUUGUAGGGCUGUGUGCCCUAGGCCAUCUGACUUUUCCUGUACAGCUGUUUUUUGAAGCAGGAUCUCAUACAUCUUAGGCUGGCCUUGAGCUGGGAUGUACCCAAGGAUGACAAUGACUUCCUGACUGAUCUUUAUUUCCAUACCAUAAUUGCUGGGAUUACAGAUGUGAGCCAC